AUAGACCUUCCUCAACCUUGGAGUAGCAGCUGCCAAGUGCUCGAUUCAAUCAAGGGAAGACAACUAACACCACCACACCAUGCUGCCGCAUAGAUUAGAUGCACUGCUAUGUCUUGGAGUAGUGCUCUUGCUUGCGGUAAUACUCUCUUCUGUUGAAGCAUUGCCGCCGCCUAGCAACAACUGUCAGAGAAAAUGCGGCGAAGUCGAUAUCCCAUAUCCAUUUGGCAUUGGGCCUUACGACUCGCCUGAUCACUGCUCUUUGCCCGGCUUCAACCUGAGCUGCACGGAAGUCGGCCAUGGAUCAUUCAGGCCAUUUCAUAAAGAUGUAGAGGUUCUGAAUAUUUCGCUGCAGCAAGGUCUUGCCCGGAUCAGGAUGGACAUGUCGACUUAUUGCUACAACACCUCCACUAAGGAAAUGGAUUACCUAAACUGGCGGCUGAACCUGACAGGUACGCCCUAUAGAUUCUCAGAGACUGCUAACAUGUUUACGGUCGUUGGGUGCAGAACACUGGCAUACAUUGGAGAUGAGAAUAACGUCGGCAGGUACAUGAGCGGUUGUGUCUCCAUGUGCCGGCGAGGCGAUGUAAGAACACUUACUGAUGGCUCAUGCUCCGGAAUUGGCUGCUGCCAGACAGCCAUCCCCAAGGGUCUGCAGUACUACCAGGUGUGGUUCGAUGAAGGCUUCAACACGUCGGAGAUCUACAACACCAGCCGCUGCAGCUACGCGGCGCUGGUCGAGGCAUCCAAAUUCACAUUCUCCAAAAGCUACGCUACAUCAUCGGAGUUCUACGAUACUUAUUCUGGGCAGCCACCGUUGAUCGUGGACUGGGCUAUUGGGAACGGAACUUGCGAUGAAGCCCGGAACAAGCCUGAGUCAUAUGCAUGUGUCAGCAGUAGCAGUGAGUGCUUUAAUUCGGACAAUGGACAAGGCUACAUCUGCAACUGCACCAAAGGAUUCCAAGGCAAUCCGUACCUUGUUGACGGAUGCAAAGAUGUUGAUGAAUGUAAUAACAAUCUGGAGAAAUACCCUUGCUCUGUGAAGGGAACUUGCAAGAAUACUCAAGGAGGAUUUCAAUGCAUUUGUCCUCCGCAUUACCAAGGCAACGCAUACACUGGGACAUGUGAGAAGGACCAGUCAAUUCCUCUAAAAGUCACAAUUCCAAUAGGUACUACUCGUAUAGUCGUAUCUUUCCGCACUGUUCAAUUAGAUUUUGACACAAAUAAUUAUCCUGUUGCUAUCAAGAUCUGCAAGGGAUUUGAUGAGAAUAGGAGAAUGGAAUUUGGUAAGGAGCUUCUUAUACUUUCUCGAGUCAAACAUGAAAACAUCGUCCAGCUUCUAGGUUGCAGCUUGCAGUUUGAAGCUCCAGUUCUGGUGUAUGAAUAUGUUCCAAAUCAAACUCUACAACAUCUUAUUCAUACACAAGUUGAUCCGUCCAAAAGAACUCUAGAGGUCCGUCUUAAAAUUGCCUCUGAGAUUGCUGCAGCACUUGCAUACCUACAUUCUCUUAGCCACCCUGUCUUUCAUGGAGAUGUCAAGUCCGUUAAUAUUCUUCUAGGCCACGAUCUCUCUGCAAAAGUUUCUGAUUUUGGGUGCUCCAUGAUUAGGUCAGCUGAUGAAAAUGUUCAAGUAGUGAAGGGGACGAUGGGCUACUUAGAUCCAGAGUACCUUUUGAACUUUGAGCUUACUGAUAAGAGCGAUGUUUACAGCUUUGGUGUUGUUCUUUUGGAGCUCUUAACACGAAGGAGGGCACUGUCCAAAACAAAGGUAAGCCUCGUGUCUGUCUUCAUGGAAGGUGUGAAGGAGGGCAAGCUUACAGAACUCAUAGAUAGGGAGAUAGACAAUCAAGAAAACAUGGAGUUAAUACUUCAAGUGGCUGCGGUAGCAAGUCGGUGCUUGGCCAUGACCGGUCAACGCAGGCCAAUGAUGAGAGAGGUAGCAGAGGAACUCCAGCGAUUGGCACGUCCAGUACCACCUCGCACUCAAGGGUUUCAUGGUGUUAGUGCACUCAUGAUGCAGGGACGGUCGUCUGACAAUUCAUCGGGUGACUAUACUAGUGAAGAAAGCACAGAUUAUUACAUCCUCCAGAAGAAAGCCUCGAUGAGCAUAGAGUUUGCAAGAUGAAAUCAACAUGGACAGAUGACUGAAUUUGUUGAAGCACGUGAUAACUAGUAUAAUAAUGCCUUGGUCUUCCGGUGCUAAAAGUUAGUGAUAAAAAAUGAAGGACUAUAAAAGGGAAGCACAAGUUUCAUAACACAUGGAGCUUGAUAUUUGUUUCAAUUAAUUCACAGGAUUCUAGUACCAUUUUUAAUAGUCUGUAUAUGGUUUUCAUAAGGUUGCCACUUAUGCUUCUCUUAAAAGAUGCAAUGAAGUUAUGGUAUAGAAAAUUUGUACAUACUUUCUAUAGGAACUCAAGUUUCGUUGUAAUAACACUAUAACAGGAGCCAGCAAGAUGCCUAACACAUUUAGCAAUGCA
Molecule: messenger RNA, 2474 nt
Organism: Setaria italica (foxtail millet)
Lineage: Eukaryota; Viridiplantae; Streptophyta; Magnoliopsida; Poales; Poaceae
Product: wall-associated receptor kinase 2-like
Exons: 4
Coding region: 80-2122 (680 amino acids)
Biological process (GO): protein phosphorylation; cell surface receptor signaling pathway
Cellular component (GO): plasma membrane
Molecular function (GO): polysaccharide binding; ATP binding; calcium ion binding
Source: RefSeq, a predicted model, not a curated record